Molecule: messenger RNA, 1130 nt
Organism: Morus notabilis
Lineage: Eukaryota; Viridiplantae; Streptophyta; Magnoliopsida; Rosales; Moraceae
Product: probable calcium-binding protein CML11
Exons: 1
Coding region: 374-871 (165 amino acids)
Molecular function (GO): enzyme regulator activity; calcium ion binding
Source: RefSeq, a predicted model, not a curated record
UUGGCAAUAACUCAAAAUAAAAAAAAUAAAAAAAGAAAUGAAGUUUGAAAAUUCAACCAACUUAUUAAUUAUACGUGUGUAUCAUUUGCAGACAAAGAUACACCACCAAGUUUCUUCCACCAAGAUGUUUUUAUCUUUGCUCUACCCGGAAAUGUGAAAUCUGAUCCGACUUUUGAGUGAACCACUUUUGAACGAAAUCCAAGGAGAUCUUUGGAUCCUUCCAAGAUUUUGAUUCAUUCACUUAGAGAUCAGAUUUAACAGACAAAAGGGUUUGUUAAUUCUCACGAAAAUUUUGUCAAAAUCCUAAAGAUUCAUCCAAAGAGUUUAUGCCUUUGAAAGAAAAGACUGUUUUCUGAGGUACAUUUUAUUUGUUAUGAUCAUGAGCAACCAGCGGCCAGUGAAGCUAGACGACGAUCAAAUCGCCGAGCUCCGCGAGAUCUUCCGGUCCUUUGACCGCAACAACGACGGCAGCCUGACGCAGUUAGAGCUCGGAUCACUCCUCCGGUCGCUCGGCCUAAAGCCGAGCCCCGACGAGCUAGAAAACUUGAUCAACAAGGCAGACACCAAUAACAACGGCUUGAUUGAGUUCUCCGAAUUCGUGGGACUCGUGUCGCCGGAGAUCCUCUCGACGAAGUCUCCCUAUACGGAAGGCCAGCUCCGGCAGCUGUUCAAGAUGUUCGACAGGGACGGAAACGGUUUCAUCACGGCAGCAGAGCUGGCUCACUCCAUGGCCAGAUUAGGCCACGCGUUGACGGCGGAGGAGCUCACCGGGAUGAUCAAAGAGGCCGAUAUCGACGGUGAUGGGAGAAUCAGCUUCCAGGAGUUCUCUCAUGCAAUUACUUCGGCGGCUUUUGAUAAUUCAUGGGCUUGAGAAAGAAGGGAAAUUGGGGAAUUUUCUUGUUUUUGUACUAAAGGUAGGGUAUAUAUGCUAUGGCCUUUUUGUUGUUUUGUUGUUUUUCUAAACAUUUUUUUUUUCUUUUAUUAAUAUGAAUGACUUUAAUUUUGAGUUAUGAAUCCAAAUUUGUUUAGAACGUAAUUGGAAUGAUGUAAAUUAUUUGUAAUUUUGAUUUUUGAUGCUUUGGGGUUUGUUUGGGGACUUCUCAUAAAAUAAAAUUGGAACGACACAGAAA